AACUGCCAUCUUGAUCCUUGUAUAUACACUUCCCUGUACCUUCCACUGCCAGUCACGGACGUACCAUCUCAUGAAUGUAUCUUGUGGCUAUAUCGUCUUGAUAUAGGUACACGCAUACACUCGUUUGCGUAAGUCCCUCAUUAUAUCCAGCAGGAGUUAACUUUCCCUUCACAAUGACUUUUCAUAUAUGGAGCCUCCAGUGGCUGGUCGGCCUAGCUCUGUUGGGUACAACUGUUAUAUACGUUGCCUUCACCAGAGUCAGAGGACGCAGCAUACUAAGCCGUGCCCGCAAAACAUCAACAUCAAAGACACCACCACGCUCGCUAUCCCCAGAGAAAAAGCCUUCGGCAUCUUCAGGUGCGCCUGAUACAUGUUACAGCGAUGCCCUACCCCCUCCACGAAGAGAGGCAAUGCUCAACAUGAAGAGCAAAAUACCCAAAACGGCCUCGAAGCAUAUUAGUGAAGAACAUAUCCUCAAAAACAUUCUUCCCAUGACUCAGAAUUAUGAAACCGCUAGUGAUGGACUCUAUACUUCGAUGGGCUUCUCUGUAAAGGAGAUCAAGGAGAUGGGAGACUUUCUAGAUUACUCUGCGCUGAGUGGUGUGCCCUUGCCGAAUGCUCAUCAGGAGUUUAAGAUUGAGAAAGCCCUGCCUCGACCAUAUCGGCCGUUUAGAUGGAAUUAUCAUCAGACCAUGUCAUUGAAAAAACUUGAAACCGAUUGGUGGGUCGAGCUCGAAAAUACGUACAAAGAACGAAUCGCCCAGCGCAAGGCACUAUAUGAGAAGCAUGGCAAAGAUGUGCUUGACUGGAUGCCCGGAUCGGAACUCGCUUGCAAAGAAUUGAUGGAGAUGGUCUUGCAGUUUAUCUGCGCUCGCUACCCUCAAUAUUUUUCCAUUCGAGACGACCGUAUUUUGGUAAACAAGAUUCUGGAGACCGAGCAGGACAUCCGUUCCAAACAGCCCUUGGAAAUUCUCAUGGACAAUGUCCCCGAAGACUUCGCCAUCACCUUGAGAGACGACAAAACCGGUUAUUACGUGUUUCGUGCAGGUGUGAUAUGCUCAUCGCUCGGUUGGAAUGUCGGUACCAAGAUUGGACUCCAGCUUCAUGAAAUUCAUGCACCAGUUCCCGACUACAAGGAGAAAAUGAGGUUCUCCAUGGACCGAUUCUUCACCAAAAUGCCAGCGGAUAAGCCUAUCCAACGUGGCUCGUGGGGCUUAGAGAUCGAUAAACCGUUGUACAUGCCAGCGGGACAUCCACACGAGCAACACAGACUGUCGCAGAAACCAGAUCUUGCCCUUAAAGACUGCUUCCUUCGAGUUGACUGGCAGACAUUACGACGUCUUCCCAUCUCUGGAGGUAUAGUCUUCAACUUCAAAGCGAUUUUCACUCCCGUUCAAGAAUUUAGAGACGAGCCGAAGAUCCCCGCAUUGGUUGCCAAGAUUCUACGAAACGGAAAGGAGAAUCUCAUGAAGUACAAGAGCACAUGGCAUGUAGAGCAUGUUGUGCUUCCCGCAUUAGACAAAUGGAAUAAGGAGCAAGAGGACAGCGGUGCCAUUGAAAGGAAUUGGGAGGUGACCACGUUAGAUGAGGAUCCGUGGUACAAAGGUUGGGAAGACAAGUGGCACCGUCAACAAGGGUUUUAGGUGGAUCCAUUAAGAGUUGCUGUUUUCUUGCGAGAUCGUCGAGCGUUUCAAAUGCACGCAUGUAAACGUAUCAUGUUCCUAUUAUCGGAUCCGUCAUGAUUCAUGGAAAAUCGGCGUUGGUGAGAUUAUCUCAAGAUUUCUUAUUCCAUUUUCAUUCCUCUUGCCGCAUAGUAUCUGAACCGCGAUCACUAUCAUCGUCUUGCCUGCUGUGGUAACUUGCCACACUCUCCCGGUCAAGUUCCUCCAAUUCAUCAGCCAACGGGCUAAUUCGUUCUUCCAAUAAGUCCAGAUCUUCUAGCAUUUGUCGAGAAGGUAGCUUCCAUAAACUCGUCGCGCACACUCGAUCUUUCGUGAGCAAAUCGUCGAUAAACUGAUCCAUGGUGGUAAGAACGUAAUUUUCGCGCAUCCUUCGCUUCAGCUUCCUAUAAUCCAGCAGUAGCGGCUCCAGAUAUUUGUAAAUUUCGGCAGCUUCGAACGUAAGACGAAUAUAAAAUGCGGCGAGGGAUCGUAAAUACUUGAAGUCACCUCUACCUUUGACCACUUCUCCGUUGAUUUCUGUAUCCUCCGGGUUCUCCUCAUCUCCACUUCCUGGAUCAGUGAAAUUCAAAUAUUCGAGAACAAUGCUUUUCUCUGGCGCUAGCUGAAGCAUCUUGAAAGCUAGG
This is a messenger RNA of Talaromyces stipitatus ATCC 10500, 2305 nucleotides long. RefSeq lists its product as uncharacterized. The record is from RefSeq and is a predicted model, not a curated record. The transcript is spliced from 3 exons. NCBI's taxonomy places the organism in Eukaryota, Fungi, Ascomycota, Eurotiomycetes, Eurotiales, Trichocomaceae. The coding region runs from base 174 to 1643 and encodes 489 amino acids.